Lactuca saligna is the source of this 504-nucleotide messenger RNA. The record is from the annotation of a GenBank genome assembly. NCBI's taxonomy places the organism in Eukaryota, Viridiplantae, Streptophyta, Magnoliopsida, Asterales, Asteraceae.
AUGCAAUCGUCGGAACAUGAGGAAGUAGAUCCCAUACACGACGAGGAACUUGUUACUUCUCUAGUACCACUUCCUUACUGGCUAGGUUCAGGAAUCAAACACAUUCGAAAGCCAUCCCUGAAGUAUAACCUAAUAUGCAGAUGGAUCGAGAAGAAGUCAUUGCAUUGGCUUCCCGGUAUACAAAUUAUAGUAGCUAACCCCAACCAGUAUUAUCCAUUUCACGACGGAUGGGAACAGAACCACCCACAAGAUUUCAAGAGGAUGGAAGCCCAAAGAACUCAAGACAAGGAGGCAUCAAGGAGUGAUCACCAUAAGAUUCAAUAUGCUUAUGACUUCAUGAUCACUCAUGAUAUCCAACGACUAGAGACAGAGGGACAUAUUAGGGCGGCACUGGCCAGGGUGAUAUCUAUAAACGAGAGAAGUGGGGGACUGGAAUGGAGAGUCAUGGUGGUAGUGGAGUUGAUCCAGGAAAUAUUGGAUGUAUUGUCCCAUAAUUCAGCAUAG